CAUACAAAGGUUGGUUUCUGAUCAGAAAAGCAGAGGAAAGCAAGAGAGGAAGAGAAGAGAGAGAUGGGUCAUCUACCUAAACUGGUGGUAGCUAUAAUUGGGAUGUACAUGUUCUGCAGUACUGUGAGAUGUGUUCCAAAUACAAACGUGAGAACUGUUCUCUGCAACUCAGGUGUGUAUUCUAGUGGUGAUCCUUUUGUUAUUAGUUUAGCCUAUGUUCUUGCAGAUUUAGAAACUGUUACACCUACUCGCAAAGGCUAUGACUACUAUAACAUCUCUCCAUAUCCUAAUGCUUUUGCCUAUGGCCAUUGUGCUUGUAACAAGAACCUCACAAGCUCAGAUUGUGCAACCUGUCUCGCUGCUGCUAAAACAAACAUGUUUAGCACUUGUCAAAGCCGAAUAGGGGCUCGAUCGAUUCUCUAUGAUUGUACAAUUAGGUAUGAGCAAUACCCAUUUAGUGAUUGAUAAACAGCUCUCUGACUUAGAUUGCUAAAAACUUUAUCUUGAGCCCAAAAGUGAGCGCAACAUUGAAAGCUUAUCUAUUUCAGUGCAUUUAUUCCUCUUG
Molecule: messenger RNA, 565 nt
Organism: Rubroshorea leprosula
Lineage: Eukaryota; Viridiplantae; Streptophyta; Magnoliopsida; Malvales; Dipterocarpaceae
Source: the annotation of a GenBank genome assembly